AUGGAUAAAUUAGUACCGAUUGUAAACAAAUUACAGAAUGUUUUAUCAUCUUUUAUUAGUAGUGAAACUUUGAGCUUACCACAUAUAGCAGUGGUAGGUGCUCAGUCAGUUGGAAAAACCUCAUUACUAGAAUCAUUAGUAGGUUUAAGUUUUAUGCCUAAAGGAGAAGAUAUAGUAACUCGAACUCCUAUAAUAAUUCAGCUAACGAAUUCUAAAUCAGAUGAUUGUUAUUGUACCUUAACAUAUUGUGAUUAUGAUAAUAAUAGAGUAGAAAAGCAUAUAGAUGAUUUUUCUAUUUUGAAUGAAAUAUUAAUUGACGUUACAGAAGAAAUUACUGGAGGAAAUAAAUGUAUUAAAGAAACUCCUAUUAUAAUUGAGAUUCAUAAAAAUGAUGUUUUGGAUUUAACUUUAAUUGACUUACCUGGUUUAACAAAGGUCCCUGUAGGGAAUCAGCCACAAAAUGUAGAAGAGCAAAUAGUAAAUUUAGUAAAUAAAUAUAUAAAGAAUCCUAAUUGUAUCAUUUUAGCUGUUUCAUCUGCUAAUAUUGAUUUAGCUAAUUCAGAUAGUUUGAAAAUGGCUAGAAAUGUAGAUCCAAAACAUGAAAGAACUAUAGGUGUAAUAACUAAAUGUGAUAUGGUUGAAAAACCUGAAAUAUGGAAGAAAAUGAUUAGUGGGUCCCUUUAUCCUUUGAAGAAAGGUUUUGUAGCUGUUGUUUGUCGAAGUCAGAAAGAUGUAGAAGAUAAUAUUACUAUUGAAAUGUCUAUAAAAAAAGAAGAAGAAUAUUUUAGUCAAUGUAUUGAUUUUUCAAAUCAAAUGGAAUGUAUUAUGGAAUGUGGUAUAAAAAAUUUAGCCAAAAAAUUAAAUAAUAUAUUAAUUGAACAUAUCAAAAAUACAGUACCAUUUUUAAAACCUAAAAUUGAUUCAUUAAAAAGUAUUGAAGAAGAACGAUUAUUAGAAUUAGGUGAACCUAUGGAUAAUAUGAAUCGUUCAGAAUAUUUAGCAGUAUUAGUUAAUUAUAUAACAAAAUUUUCACAACAAUAUCAAGAUAUAAUAGAUGGAAAAGUUUUUUAUAAAGAUAGAGUUGAUGAAUUAAAAGGUGGAGCAAGAAUACAUUAUAUAUUUAAUGACUGGUAUAUAAAAUCAUUAAAUGAUUUCUCACCAUUAGAAAUGUUAACAGAUGAAGAAAUUCGAAUAGCUAUAAGAAAUUCUAGUGGUCCAAGAGGAGCAUUAUUUGUACCAGAAAGUGCUUUUGAAACUUUAAUAAAAAAAUUAAUAAACUGCUUAAAGGAACCUUCACUACGUUGUGCUGAUCAAGUAUAUGAAGAAUUAUUAAAAAUAGUUGAUAAUUGUCGUAUAGCAGAUAUGGAGAGAUUUACUAAUUUAAAAAGUGCUAUAAAUGAACAAGUUAAAAUAUUAUUAAAAGAUUGUUUACAACCAACUAAAGAAAUGAUAAAAAAUUUAAUGCUAAUUGAAUUAUCAUAUAUUAAUACAAGUCAUCCUGACUUUUUAAAUGAACAUUUUAUGAAAAAUGUAUAUGAUAAAGAUAAUGAUUAUAUAGAUGAAUUAGAUACAGUAGUUCACCCUAAAAAUAAUCAUAAAAUGUUACAGCGUCCAAAAAGAGAAUUUCAAGAAACAUGUGGUAGUAAUAUGAAUUAUUCGACUAUACACCAUAAUAAUACAUAUAAAGAAGAAAUGAAAAUGUGGAAACAUAAAGAAGAUAUGAAAUCUUAUAGAAAUAAAGAAGGUACCAAAAUUACUAAUAUAAAUAAUAAUAGAGAAAAUGUUUUUGUUUUACCAGUGAUUCCAGAAAAAAUUAUACCAGAAUAUUCAUCUUCUUCUAAAGAAAUAAUAGAAAUCGAUUUAAUAAAAUCACUAAUAAAUAAUUAUUUUAAUAUUGUUAGAAAACAUAUAGCAGAUGCUGUACCUAAAGCAAUUAUGCAUUUUAUGGUUAAUACAUCGAGAAAAACUAUGCAGAAAGUUUUAAUAUCAAAUUUACAUAAUGGGGAACUUUUCAACUUAUUUAAUGAAUGUUCAUCUAUUAAAGUAAAAAGAAAUAACUGCAAAAAAAAUCUCGAAUCUUUAAAUCAAGCAAUAAAAAUGUUGGCAGAAAUUAGGAACCAAGAAGUUUAA
This is a messenger RNA of Plasmodium adleri (nom. inval.), 2130 nucleotides long. Its product is annotated as dynamin-like protein. The record is from RefSeq and is a predicted model, not a curated record. Gene Ontology annotation, cellular component: cytoplasm; membrane; microtubule. The transcript has a single exon. The coding region runs from base 1 to 2130 and encodes 709 amino acids. Lineage: Eukaryota; Apicomplexa; Aconoidasida; Haemosporida; Plasmodiidae. Gene Ontology annotation, molecular function: GTPase activity; microtubule binding; GTP binding.